AUGAAUAAGAAUCAAUAAAUAGAACAAGAAUGUUCUCUCUUUUACAUUGGGAAAUUUUUAUGUAAUUUUAAAACAGAUGAAGGAUUUGCAAAAAUGGAUAAUUCUAAAUAGAAAUAUAAAAUAAAAACUCAAUCAAUUCCAUUACAAAGAAUUAAGGAUAUAAAAUUUCCUUAAAAGAGAUUAUUUGUGGUAGGAGGUGGAAAUCUAUAAGAGGGUAAAACAGUAACUUGUAAAGUAAAAAAAGGUGAGGAAGAUAUAUUUAAGCUUUACAAUAAAUUUGGGUAUAUUGAACAUGUUUUUGAUGAAUAAUGGUAUUUUUUGAUAAAUGCUGGUUAUGUUAAAUUACAGAUAAAUUUUACACAAUUAAAUGCAUAAAUUUCAACUAUCACCUUAACAGAAAUAUCAGUAUUUAUGACAGAAUAGGCAAUCAAUGAUAAUUAUGAGCUUAAAAUUUUAAGGUUUAAUAGAAAAAACAAAGGUUAAAGGAGAAUAAUUGGAAAUGAGAAAUAAGGAUAAAUAUAAAUUUAAAACUAAGAAGAGAUUAAAAUGGAACAUUAAAGAUUUGCUAGAUUAUCUUUAUUGCUUAUGUUUGAUUUUAUGAACAUAUAAGUUGAGACACCAGCACUUGUAAAAUCAGAUAAACAAUUUAAAAUAUUUUUUUCAUAAUAUUGUUACUUUCAUGAAAAAUACAAUUCUUAACCUAUUAAUUAAUUGAUGAAGUCUUAUCAUAGACCUAUAAUUGAAAAUUAGGAAUACUUUAAUAAUUAUAUUAACAAUAAAUAAUUUUAUAACAAAUUAUUUAAUCGAGAGUAGAUUAAAAAAUUAGCAUUACUAAAAGAUGACAAGUAAGGAUAUUUAUCAAAUAGAAUGCCCUAUAAACCAUAAAUUGAAAAGAUUCAUCCUCUUUUUCAUUUAUAAUUUUAACGUGUUGCUAUUGCAUUUUAUGAAGCAAUUCUUAGUUUCAUAAGAAGAACUAUGAACUCUGUUGUUAAAUAAUAACAGAGUUCAUAUUCAGAUUAUAUUCUGAAAACAAUAUUUUUAUCAACAUUUCCUAUCCAAGAGAAUAAUUACUUUAAUGAUGAAUAAAAUUUAGAAUAGCAAUAAAACUUUAUUUAAUCAAGAUAAACAAUUUCUAAUAAUUUAAAUGAAAAUAGUGGAGUAGAAUUAUUGAGUGAUGAAAAUUUAAGAAUUUAUGAAGAUUCUAAAAAUCAAAUUCUAGAUUAUUUUUAUAUUGAUUAUGUGAUUUAAGAAGAGAAUCCUAAAAAAUAGUCAUUGAAUAUAUUAAAGAAAUAACAAGAAUCUUAUUUUGAAGAAACAAAACUUUAAUUAUAAAAAUAAAAUGAAGAAAUUUAAUAACAAGAUCUAAAUGAUAUAUUUGUUUUGGCAAAAUAAUUAAAUGAAUAUAAUACUCCAUCAAAAAUGUAAUCCUAGUUGAAAAAACAUUAAAAAGAGGCUUUGUAUUGGAUGCUUGUGAGAGAAGGUUAUAUCAACAAUUCAUCUGAAGAUUAAAAAUAACAAUUAUCACCUUUAUGGUAAUAGAUUAAACUUUUAAAUGGUGAAACUUUCUAUGUAAAUACUUUUACUGCCAAAAUUUCUAAAUAGUUUGUACCAAUUCAAGAAACUAAAGGUGGGAUAUUAGCAGAUGAAAUGGGAUUGGGAAAAACUCUUAUGGCAUUAGCAUUAAUAUUAGAAACUUAAAAAAAAGGUUAACAAACACUAAUAGUUGUUCCAAAGUCAGUACUUUUAUAAUGGGAGAAAGAAAUUUAAACUCAUUCUAAACCUAGUAGUCUAAAAGUAUUAGUAUAUUAUAAACAAUAAUCUAGAAGUUUAAAGAUAAAAAUAUAAGAUUACGAUAUUAUUUUAACUACUUAUGCUAUAUUGGCAUCUGAUUAUUCAAUAUGGACAUAGAUUAAUAAUCUCAAUUAAGAUUAAGAACAAGACUACUAAUAAUAAAAACAGAAAAAAUAAAAAUAAUAAUAAAAAAAAAAUACUAAGUAAAGUUAGAAAUCCAAUUUUAUAGAAGUGGAAGAUGAUGAAGAUGAUGAAGAUGAUGAAUAUGAUGAAUAUGAAGAAUAUGAAGAAAACUCAAAUUUUAUAGAUUUAACUUCUAAUCAUUCAGAAUUUGAUUUAAUAAGUGUUUAUAAAAUGUAAGAGGAAUUGAAAGAUGAAGAUUAUAAAGAAAAAUAAUAACCAAAGAAAAAAAAACUAACUGCAAAAUAAAUACAAAAAGCAAAAAAAGAAAAUAAUUUAUUUAAAUAAAAUUAUUAUAGAGUAAUAUUGGAUGAAGCUCAUAAUAUAAAAAGUAGAUUUACCCUUCAAAGUAAAAGUGCUAUUGCUUUAAAAAGUUAAUUUAGAUGGUGUUUAACAGGAACUCCUAUGUAAAAUAAACAUGAUGAUUUAUUUAGUCUUCUUUAAUUUUUAUAAGUUGAAACAUUUUCAGAAUAGUAAGAUAUUGUCAUUAUAUUAUAGUUUUUGGUGGAAUACUUAUGUUAACAAAGAAGAAAAUGAAGAUGAUCAAUAAAGAAUUUUAGCUUAAAUUUUAUAACCUAUAAUUUUGAGGAGAACAAAGAAUUCAUAACAAUUUGAAGAUCUAUAAUAAGUAGUAGAAAAUAUACAUUGGGUUGAAUUGAAUUAAAAAGAGAGAAUUUUAUAUUAAAAAUUGCUUUCAGGUUCAUAAAGUCUUUUUAACAAUAUUGUGAAGAAUACACUAAAUUAAAGUUAUAUUCAUAUAUUUUAGAUAAUUAACAAGCUAAGACUUGCAUGCAAUCAUCCAUAAUUGGCUCUUAAAGAUAUUAAUUUGGAGAAAACACCUUUAGAUUCUGUACUUGAGAAAAUUGAUAAAUUUUUUAAUGAAAAAUCACAAAAUGGUAAUAAAAUUACUGAGGAAUAUAAAUAAAAUUUGAUAGAAAAUAUAAAAAAUGGAAGUUUUACUGAAUGUUUAAUAUGCACUAAAAAUUAAAUAACAAUUUUUAGUUUAUCAUCUUGUGGACACAUUUAUUGUAAUGAGUAAUAUUUAAAUUAAAUUUUAGAUGUUUUUAAGAAACAGUUACUAAACUUAAAAAUUGUCCAUCUUGUCGUACUAAAUUGACAAUCUAAGAUUUAAUUGAAGUUGGAGUAGAAAAUGAAACUAAUUUUGAAGAAUUAAAAGAUUUAUCAUAUGGUCUGAGUUCAAAAUUAACAUCUAUUGUCAAUGAAACUAAACUUAUUUAAUAAAAUAAGGAAAAGGUAUUGAUUUUUACUUAAUGGAUUGAAAUGAUUGGAUUAUUGGAGAAUUAAUUUUAAGAAAAUGGAAUUUUAGCAUAUCGUAUUACUGGUUAAAUGACUGUGGAUAAGAGAGAAAAAAUAAUUAAUAAUUUUAAAGAAUAAUAAAAUGUUACUGCACUUAUACUUUCUUUGAGAGCUACAUCUACAGGAUUAAAUUUAACAAUGGCUAACAAUGUUUUCUUUGUAGAUCCAUGGUGGAAUGUAAAAUUUUAAUUUAUAUUUAUUUUAGCCUGCAAUUGAAGAUCAAGCUAUUGGAAGAGCAGAUAGAAUAGGAUAAAAAAAUUAAGUUAAAGUUAUUAGAUUUUUAUCUAGAAAUACCAUUGAAUAAUAAAUUAACUUGUUGCAUUAAAAAAAAAAAUUUUAUAUUAAAAGAGCACUUGGUAACAAUUAAUAAAAGGAAUAAGAAUUAGAAGAUUUCAAAUUUUUAUUAUUUUCAGAAUGA
This is a messenger RNA of Paramecium sonneborni, 3706 nucleotides long. The record is from the annotation of a GenBank genome assembly. Lineage: Eukaryota; Ciliophora; Oligohymenophorea; Peniculida; Parameciidae.